UUUUUUCCCUCCGUCCCUGCCGGCGGUCGGGAACAUCCUUUCCCGCCAAAGAAGCGGCGUUGGACAAAGAAAACUCCCGGAGUUGGUGGGGUGGGGAAAUCCACGCGAGAGGGAGCUAUCCCCCUCUUCCCUUCCUUGCUCCCGCCAGUGCUGGGCUUUCCCACGAGCGCGGGUCGAGGAGGGUGGAAGCCGGGCUGAGUGGCGAAGCCAGAAUGGCUGGAGCAGAGAGAGGCGGCGUCGGAGUGCCUGAGAACCGGGAACAUCUCUUUAAGGUUUUAGUCAUCGGGGAGCUGGGUGUCGGCAAAACCAGUAUCAUCAAGCGCUACGUCCACCAGCUCUUCUCUCAGAACUACCGGGCUACCAUCGGGGUGGAUUUCGCUCUCAAAGUCCUCAACUGGGACACCAGGACUCUGGUCAGGUUGCAGCUCUGGGACAUCGCAGGUCAAGAACGUUUUGGAAAUAUGACCAGAGUAUACUAUAAAGAAGCUGUGGGAGCUUUUGUAGUUUUUGAUGUCACCAGAGGAUCAACAUUUGAGGCAGUUUCCAAGUGGAAACAUGACUUGGACAGUAAAGUAGCGCUUCCCAAUGGCAGCCCAAUCCCAACCAUUCUACUUGCCAAUAAAUGUGACCAGAAGAAAGACAGUAGCCAAAAUCCUUCUCCUUCUCAGAUGAAUCAGUUCUGCAAAGAGGGAGGCUUUGCUGGAUGGUUUGAAACUUCUGCUAAGGAUAACAUCAACAUUGAUGAAGCUGCUCGGUUCUUGGUGGAAAAAAUCCUUGCCAACCUGAAAGCCUUCCCAAAUGAAGAGAAUGACGUUGAUAAAUUAAAACUGGGCCUGGAUCCUCUAAAAGCAGAAAGUAAAUCCCAGUGCUGCUAGACAUAGGUCUUGUAUCAAUACAUCAUGAGAGCAGGAUGUUUGUCUUUCUCAUGCUGGACAGCUGCUGUGGUGCUUAAUCACAACUAUCUUGUGGGGUAUUAGUUCUUCACAUUCCAUGGUGUUUAGAUUUUUUUAAAAAUCAAAUAAGACUUAAGAGUUACACGUAUGCUAUUUUCUUAUUGGUAAGCUAUUUAGUAUAGUCACAAGCUGGCAUCCCUCUUUAAACAGGUAGGAUCUAGAUGAAAGACUUGGCUUCAAUUCCUGGUUAACAUGGUGCAGAACUAGAGUAGAAAAGGCAGUUCAGUUGGAAUUAUUCAUUUUAUUAAGAACUAUACACUUCCUUAUUUUUUUAAUAUGUCAAAUUUCUUUACCACCUUGCUCUAAUGUUGCUUGUUGUCUUGUUUAACACUAGGACUCUGAAACAAAAAGACUUCCAAGCCAUUGGGAGCCAUAAAUAAUUCUGAGGCAGGACUGAGCAGGGAUUCCUCAUUUAUAAUGUGCCUUAAAGUAUGUAAGAAUCUAAUGCUUGGAAUAUAAGGGUAGUUGGAUAGUGUGAAAGAACUAAGAAUAUAUUUGUGCAAUCCGUCAAAUAAAUGAGUAACAAUUCAUUUCUGACUGUUUGGGAAGAGACUGUCUCUGGUAUAUUUUCACAUGUUAACUAAAAUUAUGUACAAUGAAAUUUGAAAAAUAAGUGAUCCCUUACUGUAUAAGGACAGAAAAAGAUUUCAUGAUGUCUGGGAUGAACAUGAAUAAUGUUUAUUUUUAUGAAACCAUUCGUUAACAGAAGACUAUCUUUUAAAUUAGAGAUGAUUUAACCUACAAAUAGUCUUUUUUAAAAGCAGGCUAUUUUUUAUAGAUGUAAUAUUUCUCCAAUUUACUAUUUAACACAGGGAAUUAAGAAUUGAUAAUGGGCAUACUUUCAUGCACAAGAAUAAUUUGCAAAUGUACACUUGUUUCUUAAGAAAUGUUCAUUGUUAUUUGUGAUGAUGUCUGUGAAUGUUUGGAGAAAAGACUACAAAGAAAUACUUUCACAUUGCAGUUAAUAUUUACAGCUGUGGGUUCUACUAUCUUUUCUGUAUAUUACACCGGUCAAAUGUAACUUUUCACCUGCUGCAAACUGCAAAGUACUUUGGACUACAAUGACACUCUUCAGAUUUAGACUGGAUCAUAUAUGUAUUUUUGUGUAUCUGAUGCUGCAUUUAAUAUUAAUGCAAACUAUAUAAUAAAAAUACUUAAGAUUUUUAUAA
Messenger RNA from Thamnophis sirtalis, 2122 nucleotides. RefSeq names its product RAB32, member RAS oncogene family (gene RAB32). Gene Ontology annotation, biological process: phagosome-lysosome fusion; endosome to lysosome transport. The record is from RefSeq and is a predicted model, not a curated record. Gene Ontology annotation, cellular component: Golgi apparatus; lysosome; trans-Golgi network. Gene Ontology annotation, molecular function: GTP binding; GTPase activity. NCBI's taxonomy places the organism in Eukaryota, Metazoa, Chordata, Lepidosauria, Squamata, Natricidae.